Messenger RNA from Aphanomyces astaci, 2947 nucleotides. RefSeq lists its product as hypothetical. The transcript has 7 exons. Gene Ontology annotation, biological process: potassium ion transmembrane transport; regulation of membrane potential. The coding region runs from base 40 to 2613 and encodes 857 amino acids. Gene Ontology annotation, cellular component: membrane. Lineage: Eukaryota; Oomycota; Saprolegniomycetes; Saprolegniales; Verrucalvaceae. The record is from RefSeq and is a predicted model, not a curated record. Gene Ontology annotation, molecular function: voltage-gated potassium channel activity.
CCAGUGUUGACGGACUGCAUUCCGCCGGUUCAAAAGACGAUGGCGUCCAAGGCUAAUGGUUCGUCCGCUGGCCACCGACGGUCUUUGGGUCCUACAUUGGCUCCCAUUGUGCGAGGCAGCUCGACCACGAAGAUUACGAAUGCGCACAAAGGUCAGGGGCCGACGAUGAAUGUCGUCGACGACAUGCUACGGGCGGCGGAGCUCCCUUCGUCAGCGAACUCGUCCGCUGCGGACACUGACGCAGAUCAAUUCAGAGAAGACGCUCAAGAAGUCACAUCCUCGGUCGCGGAGACGGACGACAUUGUGGAUCUUCCACCUUCGAGGUCAGUGGCGCAACUGGCAGCAUCCGCGUCGAAAAGUCGGAUCACUUCGACGUCACCACGACUGGUGGAUCUUGCCUCCAUGCUAGCGAUUCCUAUGGACAAGGCCGUCAUGUCUCCUGGCACGUCUGACAUCCCAACUUCCUCGUCGUCGUCCAACCUACACAUGGGCAGCAACUCAGGCUCGCUCAUCAUGAACACUAGCCAUCAUAGCAGCCUCACAAUGUCCACGAGCAAAAGCACUCAAAUACUGUCUCCUGCGAGUGCGCUCCUGCUCAAGGUGACCGAGCUGGCCGUUGGAAGCGGAUUGGCGCGGGGGGCCAGCGGAUCGGUUCGGGGGGGCAGCGGGUCGGCACGGGGAAUGUCCCCAGGGGGGCUGCUCAUGCGUGUACCCUCUAAGUCGACGUUGUUGUCCCAGCAAAAUGGCAGUUCCAAGCGAAUGGUUGAAGCGGUGGGUAAAGUGCUGCAUCAAAUGACCCCGUCUCAGGAAGGCGCUCGGCAGAGCAUCGCGGACGGCGCCGCCGCCGUCGCACGGAAAGGUCACGACGUAGCGGCGGCCGUAUCGAAGCGGUUCUUGCUGUUGCGGGCAGACACGACCGUGAAUGCCGAAGAGCUCGAGCACGAACUCAACGACAUGGCCGCGUCGCACGUGUCCAAGUUGGCCCAGCAGCAGCAGGCCCCGUAUUGCAUUUCAAUCCAUUCCAAGGCGAAAAUGGGGUGGGAUGCCGUGGUGGCUAUCGUGACGCUGUACGCGGUUGUGGUCGUGCCUAUGGACUUGAGCUUCAACCUGUGGGACGCCUACACUUGGUUCCGAGGCGUUCAGGGCCUCGUCGACGUCAUCUUUUCGCUCGACAUACUCGUGGCUUUCCGAACGUCGUUUCUUAUCAGCGCUACCCACGAAGAAGUGAUGGACAUCAACAGCAUUCGACGACAUUAUCUGACGCUGUGGUUCUGGGUCGACUGCGUCGGCACGAUUCCGUCGUCCGUGCUCGGCGAUGCACUGCGUCUGUCCGACUUUACAUACCUCCGGCUUCUCGUGUUUCUGCGGAUUCUCCGGUUGUCGUCGUCGCCAACGUUUUCCAAAGCCAUGUCAUGGGCGUCGCGGACAUUUACGUCGUACGGCGUCCGCAUGGGGAUGCUCAUGUUCAUGUACUUGCUGCUGCACCACUACGUCGCAUGUUCGUUUUACCUGUUGGUGGACAUUGAAACCCGCCAAGUGGACCCCACCGUCGACAACAUUUGGGCUGUGCCGUUUCAAUCCAACGACACGCUCGGAGUCAAGUACUUGAGCUCGUACUACCGAGGGCUAGUCGUGACCAGUGGGAGCGACCUAGGUCCUGUCACAAGGCCCGAACGCGUGUGGGGCACAGUCAUGUUUACCGUGGGUAUCAUUGCCAAUGCCUGUGUCGCUGGGAUCUGCGCCAGCGUUCUAGCCCAAAUGAACAAAGUACAGGACGAACAAGUCCAACGGCAGGACAGCAUCGACGUGUGUCUGCGCAACUGCCACGCCACGAACUCGCUCACGUCGAAAAUCAAUUUGUUUUACAACAGCGCCCACAGCCACGAGAGCGCCCAUCACGCGUCCGACUUGUUUCACGGGAUGCCGGAGAAGUUGCAUUUUGAGCUCUCGGUGGCCCUGAACCAGUCGUUCUUGAAAAAGGUGCCGCUGUUUCGAGCGCUCGAGCCGGAAGGAAUUGUCGCGCUGAUGGAGUGCGUCGAGGAGACGGUUGCGAUGCCUGGAGAUGUCAUCAUCCGCGCCGGCGAAGCGGGCCGCGCGUUCUACAUGAUCAAGAUGGGCAGCGUCGAAGUGUACGACAACAUGGGGCCGCAAGGGUCGCGCGUGUCAAUCAAGCACAUGCUGGCGGGAGAAUUCUUUGGCGAAAUGAGUUUGAUCCGGCAAGGCAACGCGUCGGCCAACGUGGUCGCGACGUCGUUUUGUGUGCUUUUGGUCCUGUACAAGGAGGUUUUCCACUGGAUAACCAUGGAAAACGAGCACUUGAAGUCGUUUAUGGAGCGGUCCGAGGUGCGGCGAUCUAACGAAGCCACCGAGGCGCGGCAUGUACGCAAAACCCCAUGGUUUAAAACCGUUUUUAUUCACGGAAUCAAUCUGGUAGCGGUCGCAUGUGACGAUGGCAGAAGAUGUGGCCAAGGCCACGCAAGGACUUAUCAAACGACGAAACACGUUCGUACCGAGGCGGAUGGCGGCGUUGAUCGCGCGAAUACGAAUGCGUCGGGCGGCGCGAUGGGUCAUGAUGAUCCAACGCGUAGGGUUGACGGUGGAGUCGAUGGAUAGCUCCUCGAGGCAAAACGAAACCAUGAGUCGGCAUUUCGUCCAGGCUGAACCGCCUCCAGCCAAACACAUGAGCUUGGGCCUGGCAUCCAAGAUGCGCACGCUUAUGCAUGCAAACCGAUGUCGCAACACAGCCACGCGCGCGCUGCGCGCGGUUAACGAGAUGUCCCAGUACACUGCCAAGGAAAUGGUCGUAUCGACGCGCAUCAAGAUGCAGCACAUGUAAUAGACAUCCCGUCUUGUCAAGUUACGUACGAGAGAGUAUCCGUUGCUGUUACUGUACAAUCUUGGCGUGAUGCCAUUGGUGCUAGAAUAGCACGUUAAAUGCUUUGAUUGG